Molecule: messenger RNA, 8309 nt
Organism: Delphinapterus leucas (beluga whale)
Lineage: Eukaryota; Metazoa; Chordata; Mammalia; Artiodactyla; Monodontidae
Gene: PIK3R6
Product: phosphoinositide-3-kinase regulatory subunit 6
Biological process (GO): G protein-coupled receptor signaling pathway; positive regulation of MAP kinase activity
Cellular component (GO): phosphatidylinositol 3-kinase complex, class IB
Molecular function (GO): 1-phosphatidylinositol-3-kinase regulator activity
Source: RefSeq, a predicted model, not a curated record
GCUUUGCGGCAUGUGGGAUCUUCCCGGACCAGGGCUCGAACCUGUGUCCCCUGCGUUGGCAGGUGGAUUCUUAACCACUGUGCCACCGGGGAAGCCCUCAAGUGCUAUUUAAAUGUUAGGUAUUAAUAGUAAUCUGGAUACCUGAUAGUUAUAUCCUAUUCCUGGAUGGAGGGGUGGAUAAUGAAUGUUAUUUAUUUAGUGGGUGUUCUGGACCAAGAAUUCUGUUAGACAUUGCAUAUCAUGUAUAAACGACCCUGAGAUACUUGAGGCACGAGAAAUAUUAUUUCUUUGGCUUAAUCAAAUCAAAUCCAGCUUCAAGCUCUUGUUUUCCAAGGUCCGUACAAAUUCCAAUGUCAUUCACUUGCGGUACCCCCCUCCACUCCUUGGGAUCCUAUGAGAAGGCCAGGGGUUACGAAGUCUGCAUGAUGGGAAGUGUCGGUGGUCUUCAGUCCACUAUGGCUACAGCCCCCAGAACAGCUUGCAUGGUCCAUAAGGAGACAGGGGGCUCCUUUGGGGACAUUCUUGUGCUCUGGCAAAGGUGGCCCAGGAGACCACAGCCGUGGCACUCAAGCACACAGAGUUUAGCGCUUAGCUGCCCUCAUCUGAGAUCUUUGCCACCACCGUUCAGCUAUGUCCCAGCCAACCCUGGUCUUCCUCCUUCCUGGGUCCCCAUAACCCUCGUACCCUCACAGUCUUGGGAAUCCAACCUUCCACCCUUGAAUCGCCACUCCCCUCUUUAACUAAAAGCAGCAGCCUUCACCCCCAUCCCUUGGAGACAAUCCAGCUUGAUUGUCUCAAUCAGACAGCCAGGGGUCUCAAAGUCAAGGGGCUGGGGAGAGGAUGUAAGUGAGGGAAACAAGGAGAGUGACCACUCUGAAGCCCUAGGGGAGCUGUGCCCUGUCUCAAGCGGUAGCUGCUCCCCAGCCCCUGUCACUGUCAUAUGUAAGAAGAACGCACGCCCAGUGUCGACAGACUUUCAGGAGAUGCCAGAAAUCCGAACUUUGAUGCAAAAUCUCCUGAUUUGUGAAUGUUGGCAGCUAGUUCAUUUUUUAAAUUUUUUCCAAGACACUCUACAAGCCCAAACAAGACACGUCUGCAAGCCAGAUGUGGACCAAAGCCUGAGAGUUUGUUCCAGCUGCCCAGACUUUUGAAAAUAAAGUUUAUUUGGGGUUGUCUCCCGGGGCUACUGGCAGAGUCUAACUUCUCCAUUUUUUCUCUGAAACAUAAAAACUUAACUCCCUCUGCAAAGCAGGAGGACCUAGGGCUCGGAAGACAAAGGUUUGGCUGCCCUUCUAAUGAGGGGGCAGGGAGGAAAUCACAGUUAUCACAGUUUUAAGUCUUUUGUGUAGUCCAUGGCGGGAAGGUGGGCAGAAGAAGGGAGGGGAGAAGGAAGAAAGAAGGAAAGAAGAAAUAGGACAUAGCAUUAUUUUUUAGUAACCCACCCUGCGUUAACUCAUUUAUUUUCAUGCCAGGUGGAGCUCGGUAGAUGGAAGGAUGGCUUGGGACAAGACUUCUUGCCAGGCUAAAUCAUUUCCUUGCUAGUUUUGGGAGAUGCUGCACUGCCCAACACAGUGGCCGGGUGGGCAAACGUGCGCUGUAACACCUGCCCACUUCCUGCCCGCUCUGAGCUUGAAGGAGACUCAGAUUCAGACCUGGACCUGGUCUGGGCAGGGGAACAAGUGAGAGGCAGGAGGAAAAUGAGGGUUUCAGAGAUGUUGGGUGGCCCCAGCAGACGUACAAGGGCCCACGCCAGAGCCAUGGAAGGGCCAGUCCAUGAGCACCAGGGCAUGGGGUGCCUUGACCUAAAGAAAUUCUAACUCCUGGGCUGCAACCUGCUGGUUUUUUAGAUUUGUCCUCUCUACCCUACCUAUUUCCAAAGGAAUCUGAGGCAAUUAAGAUAUAUGUUUAGUAGAACAUGAAGCAAACGCACCCGAAAAGGAGCAAAGGAGAGAGGUCUCUCUCACUUGAGAUGAGCUGAUUUUUGAGACGGGGCCCCAGUUUGGCUGUAAGUUUCCUGACCGCCAAGGCAAAAGGGGAACCUCUGAGGCGUGUGGUUUGUACUGUCUGACAACAAGAGACUGCACCCUCGCCUGUAAAAACAGCCUCUUGGUUGGAGCUUAUCAUAAAGGGGAAUUGAUGGUACAGGGAGUGUCUCCCGUACUUCCUGUGUUGGUCCAGAUCCUCUAAGAAGCAGACAGCAAGACAGGAUUAGACAUGCAAGGCUUCAUGUGGGGAAACACCUGUGGGACAGAAAAUGGAGACGGAGGGAGCUGGUGAGGGCUGGGAGAGCGAGCUCCCAGAAGGUGAUGAAAAUCCAACUCUGAGAGAAGGAGGAAGGGAGGAAGGGUUGGGUGGAAAUGUGCUAGACUGACGGGUCUUGGGUUGGGCAAUCCCUGAGCCGCAGAGUCAGCCGCCUACAAAGCUUCCCGAGCUGGCUUUAGAAUUCCUGCUGCUGCCCCCUGUUGGCUGGGAAGUGUGGCCUCGGCAGGAGGUGAUGGGUUUCACAGCCCAACAGCACAAAGCUCCCUGGUUCCUUACACUCGUUGUAGCGGGAGAUCAGUGAGGUGCGUUUUCACGGCUACCGUGCUUUCCAAGUGUCAGUUACUGAUUCGCGUACCCACCUCCGCAGCUCUGCAGUGUCAAUGCUCUGCUGUUAAAGAAAAUAAUUAUUUUGACACUUGUUAAAUCCUAAAGAAUUUAUUCAAGAUUAUUGCAGUGGAGGAGAGAGAUGGGCCUCUGCUCUGAAUAAGGCAAAGACAGCUGGGGAUUUACAGCCAACAAACAGAGGGAGGGGUCAGUAGAUGGAAAAUUCCUAAGAGGGGACCUCAGGGGUGGGAGAUGCUUACUAAAGCGACCUAGCAGGAUUCUUGCCGGACACAGGUCAAGAACUUACACAUCAAAGGUGGGGAAUAGAGAGCUUGGUCAGAUAUCAGGGAGAGGGACUUCUAUCGACUGACAGCAGGAUCCUUGCUAAAACUGGGCUUGGAGACCAAAGACAGGACAGGGGCUACGCUGAGGGCCUAGUGGAGAGCAGGGCUCCGAGGAUCCCGAGUGAAGUUUGGUCAGGGAGAGAGUUCUUGUCACCUCCUGGUAUCUAUCUGAUAUGUUUCUUUAAAUUGACUUUAAAUUUUAGCUUCAUACUAGUUGAGGAACUAGUUAUAUAUAUUUUUUCUAUACAUUAAAAUAAGUGCAUAAUUACUCAAAUUUUAGAAUCAUCUGUGUACCAUCUAAAAUUGUCUCGCAUGUCACUGGCAAUAUACGUACCACACUCUGGGGAAUGUGGAUUUUACAAAAAACAGAGAAAUGCCGAUUGAAAGGCUGUAUUGCAGUCCUGGCCGGGAUGCAGGCUGCCAGCUCUAAGUUGAUUACUUCCGGGCACCUCUUGAGGCUCAGAGAAGACGCUAAGGACAUUCUCAGGGAGAGUGGAGGUGGGAGCGAGGGUAAGGCCAGGGGCUCCUGGCCUCAAAGCUUCCCCACCCUGCUGCCCAGAUGUGGACCUGGACCUCCAGCGGAGCGUGCGCGCUGUGCUCCGAGAGCUCAGUGCCCAGGCCCCUGCCCUGCCGAGCAACCAAGGUAAGAGCCGGCAGGCACCGUCCGUUCUCUCUGCUUCCCCCACCCCAGCCCAGCCAACUCCACCCACGUGUUCUCGGGAAGAAAGCGCCCCAGCCUGGAGCUCACAGAAUGAGGGGCUUCCAGCCAAGCCCCCGUCCUCCUGGAAAUCCUUGGAGCCUGAAGGACCCAGAAGGCAUGUGGAGAUGGUCCCUGCACAAGAAGGUCGAGCGGGAUCCUGGUAAGAGUCCGGCACUGGUCCGCAUACUGCUCAGAGAACUGGAGAAGGCAGAAAGUGAGGACGCCCGGCAUGUCAUCAUUCCCUUGCUGCACACUCUAAUGUACGUGCUCACUAAGGCCACGGGCAUCACAGAGGAGCUCCACCGGAGAACCUAUGCCUUUUGCACGAAGUUGCUGACCCUGCCCGCCCCCUACUGCACCAUCGCCCUGGACUGCGCCAUAAGGCUGAAAACGGAGACGGCCGUCCCAGGGACGCUGUACCAGAGGCUGGUCAUUGCCGAGCAGAACCUGACGAAUGAGCUGUACCCCUACCGGGAGAGAGUGUUCCUCUUCGUGGAUCCUGAGCUGGUGUCUCCCUCCGUGUGCAGUGCCCUGCUGCUGGAGAUUGAGGCGGCCCAGGGGCAGCAGACACCAGAGGCCUGCAUGCGCCACGUGGUCUCCCACGCCCUGCAGGCGGCGCUGGGGGAGGCCUGCGAGGCAGGUGUGCUGCAGAGGAAGCUUCAGACCAGCUCCCGCCGCGCCCUGGAGCACUAUUUCCACGCCGUGGUGGCAGCCGUGGAGCAGAUGGCCAGCGGGCCCAGCCCAAGCCGGGAGGGCCACCUGGAGAGGCUGAAGGAGAUUUACUGCUCGCUGCUGGGGCCGGCGGCGGCCGCCAGGGGGCGCUGCGGCGCCUGUCCUUCAGGUGAGCCCCCCCAGGACCGGCUUCCAAGCAUCCCUCUGCCCAGCCCCCAUAUCACCUUCCACCUGUGGACCAAUGAGGAACAGCUCUGGAAGGAACUGGUUCUCUUCCUGUGCCCGCGAUCCCAGCUGCGCCUCAGUGCAGACUUGGAAGCCUUGGAUCUGCAGGGCCUCCUGCCAGACCGGGAGUUGGCCCGGGCGUCCAUGCUGUCCACCGACAGCGGCAUCGAGCGGGACCUUCCUUGGGGGGCCGACGAGCCGCCCACACCUGGCAGCCCCGAGGUGGAGCAAGCCAGGCUGAAGCGCAAAGGGGGCAUCAAGAAGCGGGUGUGGCCCCCGGACAUCCUGAUGCCCGGCAGCUGGGAUGGGCCGCCGGGGCUGCACCAGAGGACUGGCAGGCCCAGCGGGGAUAGGGGGCUGCUGCCUGGGGUCUCCCGGCUGCACACGGCCCGGGUGCUGGUGCUAGGGGACGACCGGAUGCUGGGGCGCCUGGCCCGGGCCUACCACAGCCUCAGGAAACGAGAGACCCAGAAGUUCUGCCUCACCCCCAGACUCAGCCUGCAGCUCUACUACAUCCCUGUGCUGGCAUCUGAGAAGCCCACAGCAUCCAGGCGUUCGGAGCUCGGAGAGUUGGCUGCGUUCCUGGGCCGUGCAGACCCGUGGUACGAGAGCAUCGUCAACACCCUGUGCCCCGCCAUCCACAAGCUGGCAGAGAUGCCUCUCUCCCUGGACACGUCCCAGACCGUAGACCCCUUCAUCCUGGAUGCCAUCACCUACUAUGUUCGCAUGGGCACCCAACCCAUCUAUUUCCAGAUCUACGCAGUCAAGAUCUUCCUCAGUGACCUGAGUCAGGACCCUGCAGAGGACAUCUUCCUCACCGAGCUCAAAGUCAAGAUCCAGGACUCCAAGUUCCCCAGAGAGAGCCUUUCACCCCGGAGGAGGGGCGUGGCUGAGGGCCCAGGGGCUGAGCUCUCCGUUCGCUACCAGAAGGCCCUGCUCAGCCACCGCACCCGAGAGGUCACCGUCUCCCUGCGGGCCACCGGGCUGGUCCUAAAGGCACUUCCAGCCGGUGACACUGAAGUUUCAGGGUCCACCCACUGCCCCCCAACUGCUGCUCCGGAGACAGACCACACAUGCCUGAAUAUUAGCGUGACAGAGGUUGUCAAGACCUCCAACUUGACAGGAAGGUCCUUCUCUACGGUGACAAACACCUUCCGGUCGGCUAACGUCCAGAUCCAAAGCCAGGACCAGAGGCUGCUGACACUGUUGCUGGACAAGGACAGUUGCCGCGCGUACAGGGAUGUGGCCAGGUUCGAGGUUGCUCCCUGCCCAGAGCCGUGUUCUGGGGCCCAGAAAUCCAAGGUGCUGGGACUCAGCUCACACCAGGAGGAGAUAGAAAGGACCAAAGCCAAGGCCAAGCCCCUUCGAAUGCCCAUCAACACGUUCUCUGGCAUUGUCCAGUGAGCCCAAAGGGGCUGCAGAAUCGCUGAGUCUGAGAGCGGAGGGCCCGAGAGGAAGGAUACACUACCCCACCCGCCCCAAACACUCACAGCAACGACUAGAACAAGGCUCCCUGGGGCGGCUUCCAGCCACAUCUGAAAGCCAGCAAGUCCCAGGAGCACAGGGAGCUGGCCGUGGCGGGUGCGGUGGGGCAGGGCCCACACGAAGGGCCGAGGAGGCCCUGGCCAAGCUGUGCACACAAAGCCCAGCUCCUUGCUCCUGUGUCCACUCCUUCGUUGAUUUCCAAUCCCUGCCUCUCCCACUCAAGCUCCCCACCCGGCCCUUAAAACCAAGGUGAGAGCUGCUGUCCCGUGGCCUGGGGCCCCGUGGCCUGGGGCAAACAGGACGUGGGCAGCGGCAGCCCCUCCAGCCCAGUCUGUUCCCUUCCCUCUAGCGGGCCACUGCCCACCUCGCCCACUCCCAGGCGGGCGUCCCUCCCGGUUGAGAGGAAAUGUCAGAUUCGAUAAAUGCACACUAAAGUCUUUCUGCUCUCAUCUGUAUCGAGCAAUACUUGUGUUUUAGUAGAGAGCAGAGGUACUACGUAGUCUAACCUAAUGACUCUGCUUAGGCCCAGGUAAGAGCUUGGUGAAACAUUCACCGGUGUGUCCUGUCCACCUGCCCGGCCCCCUCCUCGUUCACGUUCACUGAGGGCCUCCUGAUCAGAGAUGUCCCCAGAACCGAGGUGGGAAUGCAGGCUCAUUUCAGAGGAGCCAGAGAUUAAAGACAUCAAAAUUCUUGGCUUUUGAGUUCAGAUGUUAAGUCCAGAUGUUAUCCAGAUGUUAAGUCCGUACCUAUCACCUGGGCAAUCCCAGGGGAUGGUGGCAGUGGGAUAGAAGAGUCCCUUCCAAGUUUGGGACCCAAGAGUGGAGAGGUAGGCACUUCACUUUUGGCCUUAUUGCCCUGGGAGUGGGGGCAGGUCUCAGAGCACGUUCUCAGAGCCUAGGGGCAUGGUGUAAGAGGGGCUGCCUGCGGGCCUAGGCAGAUGGGCCCAAGAGCAAGCUUAAAGAGAGCGCCUCUGUGGGCACAGGAAGCAGGUACUGUUUUCCCCAGGUAGUUGAAAGCAAACAAGCCCAAGGUAAGAGGUGCAGCCGUGAGUGGCUACAGGGACCACAGAACCUAAAGCCUGGAUGUGGACCGCAGGCACCUUGAUGGACACUAUGUGGCGAAAUCCCUGCCCCUCAGUGGCGAUCCACCCUGGACAGGUGAAGACCGAGAAGUUGAUGGAUGUGCGGUCCUCCACCAAAGCUGCCCCUGCAGAGCCCGGGGAGGAGAGGGACUAGGGACAGCCCUGAAUGUAACGGAGAUGGUUUUAAACAGGAAGUGACUGAUAUCACUGAAUUUGAGUGAGUUUAUCUGAACAUGGCUAGACUUUCUUUUUCUGUCAUUGGGGUUAUGUAAAUUGAUUCAUAUCAAUUUGGGCAACAAGUACUAGGUUCGUGAAAUAAACAGCUGCAGGGGUUACCAGCUGUUAGAGUUAGGUGAGGGCUCUGGGCCUUCUCCCCCAACAAUUUCUCCACCAGCUUACAAAGAAAGUACGUCAUAGACCAAAUUCUGCUGCCCACUCAGAUAUGCAUCCCCACCCCCAGUCAAAUUAGGUGCUCCGAACAAACCUUACUUGAAACAUACACGCAAGGACACUGGGUGGCUGGACACUGUAAAGUGUCCAUCUCAAAGUAAAGUCUUCCCUUCCAAAAGGUCUGGACUGCUGGAAUCUCCGGAUUCUUAAUCCUGUUCACCAAGGGAGGAGAUGCCUCCAAAAAUUAUAAACAAUCCAUGUGACUUGGACACCACGAUUUUCACCAGCGAAAUUUUGCCAAUAUCUCUCAGGAUAAUUAAUGAAUCCACUUCCGUUGAUCUGAGAUCAUUAACGUGCUUAUAUUCACUGCCUCUGGAGUGACUUUUGGAUGAAGUGUUAGCUAACCACCUCUGGCGUGUGUAUUCCCCACAUGGACAACUAAGCACCCUCAGGUAUCGAUUAAAGCGAUCCAGUACAUGCAUAACGUUGGCCGGGGAUGGGGCUGAGGGUGGGUGCUGCACGGGGCUGCCUGGAGGAGCUGCUGCCUCAAGGCCACCCUCAGCUGUCAGUCCCUCUCAGGGGAUUGUCUCCACUGAAGAAAACUGUGUCACCUAAGGUCGUGCCUCUUCCAGAGGCAGCUCACAUCCAAUCAAACAGUUCUAGGCCCUGGGGACAAAAAUAGCACUUUGAUUCCAAUGGAGACAGACAAUCAACAAGAUAGACCCGUGAAACAGAAACCGGUAGUGUGUCUGACAGCGAUGCGUACCACGGAGGAAAACAAGCAGGGAAGGGGAGACUGUGAGUCUGGGGAGGGGGCGGGGUUUGU